AAACAGCGUGGGGUUAUUGCAGCCUUCUCAAGAUCUACUGGAUUUUCUGGAUGACAUAUCGGUAAACAUUAUAGCACCAUCGACGCAGCAGAGAUGUUGAGAAACGCCUCCGCACAGAUACUGAAACAGUUUGUCCGUCAUAGGACCACAGACGCAAGUCUGACCUUGGAGAAAUCUAUUAACAAGGUGCAGAUUCUUGGGCGAGUCGGGCAAGACCCCGUCAUGAGGCAGGUGGAGGGCAGAAACCCCGUCACCAUCUUUUCUAUGGCUACAAACGAAAUGUGGCGGUCCGGGGAGGGAGAGCCAGUUGGCGCAGGAGACGUCACUCAGAAAACAACAUGGCACAGAAUUUCUGUAUUCAAACCAGGCCUCAGAGACGUGGCGUAUCAGUAUGUAAAGAAAGGGUCUAGGAUUUUUGUGGAAGGAAAGCUCGAUUAUGGAGAGUAUGUUGAUAAAAACAAUGUCAGACGACAGGCAACAACUAUUAUCGCAGAUAAUAUUGUGUUUCUAAGUGAAAACCUGCGGGACCAGUAGUGAAGAUGCCUUUCUGGACAUAUAGAGUCAAAGGACAAUAUUUUGUAUAGUGUAACUCUGCUUAUCUACAUUAAACUCUGAGUAUAUUUGUGUCUGCCAUUAGCUGUCAUGCAUAAAAUAACAGUAAUUUUUUUUGUUAUGAUUGUGUCAUGCUCUCUUAUUUCAUACAGAGGGCGCCAGAAGAUGCACUUUUUGACAUGUGAACACCUUUGAGGCCCCUUUAAGUUAAUUGGACUGUUUUUGUAGAAGAAACUAUAUAUAUAUAAUCCGUUUUUUACUUCUAAAACAUUAAAUAUAUACGCAUAGAGCCACGUCCAGUUUGUUGUGCUACCAUGCUUAUGUUCAUGAGUAAAUGUAGCAGUUUUGUCAGUAAAGGGUUUGUUAUUAAUACUCA
Molecule: messenger RNA, 928 nt
Organism: Danio rerio (zebrafish)
Lineage: Eukaryota; Metazoa; Chordata; Actinopteri; Cypriniformes; Danionidae
Gene: ssbp1
Product: single-stranded DNA binding protein 1
Biological process (GO): DNA replication
Cellular component (GO): mitochondrial nucleoid; mitochondrion
Molecular function (GO): single-stranded DNA binding
Source: RefSeq, marked provisional